AUGAGGUAUUUUUCACAAAUAAAGAAAAACUUCUAUACUAGCAAUGUUUACUCAGAAAUUGAAAUUUAUAAACAUCCUGUUCAAGAUGAAAGAGCACCAGAGAGCCAUCUCGAUGAAAAGCUUGCAAGGAUAACGGCAGCAACACCACUCAAAGGUUUGUGGAGUGGGAGACUCAAAGAAAGUGCAAUGAAUGCUGACUUAAUCUCGACUUGGAACAAGGCUGCCCUGGUUCCGCAUAUGAACCCCACUGUUCCAGUGGAGGCCGUGCAGGCCAUGAGCCCCGUGCUGUCAGCGUUCAUGCAGGAAGUCCCCGGUUGGCUUCUGCUCUUUGGAGUCUUCCUGCCUGUGACUUUGCUGCUUCUCCUCCUCAUCGCCUACUUCAGGAUCAGACUAAUCGAGGUUAAUGAAGAACUCUCCCAGACUCUUGUUCACCGACAUAGUCGCAAGGGUAACUCUUUCCUGCCCCAGAAAAUAAAAUGGACUUGAUUGUUGUGGAGGACUGGCCAGUGGCUAAAGCACAAUGAAUUUCUACUUGCCAGAAACCAGUGGCCAACAGUUGAGUUAAUAAAGUAGGCUGAUAAGAAUACUAAGGUGCUUGUUCUGAACCAUAAUGAAAACAUCAGCUAAUUAACCAAGAAACCUUCUAUGAGACUCAGCUUAAAAAGUGUUUCUUCUGUUGCCCACUAUACAAGAUGGCAGGUGAAAAAGCUGUGAAGCAGGAUACUAAGGAGAAGAAACCUGAAGACAAGAAGGCUGAUGCCAGUGGCAAGGUUAAAAGGGUAACCCCAAAGCUAAAAAGCUCAAGAAGGGGAAGCCCCAUCACAACCGAAACCCGGUCCUAGUCUGGGGCAUGGACAGAUACUCCCGAUCUGCCAUAUAUUCCAGGGAGGCUACAUACAAGAGGAAGUACUCGGCCACUAAAUCCAGGAUUGAAAAGAAAAAGAAGGUUCUUGCCACUGUCACAAAACCGGCUGGUAGGGACAAGAAUGGUGGCAACUGGGUGGUUAAACUGCAAAAAGCCUAGGUAUUAUCCUACUGAGUAUAUGCCUCGAAAGCAGUCAGCGUGUGAGAAAGCUGCGGGCCACCAUUCUUCCUGGGACCAUUCUGAUCACCCUUACUGGACACCACAGAGGCAAGAGAGUGGUUUUCCAGAAGCAGCUGAGCAG
Molecule: messenger RNA, 1166 nt
Organism: Tupaia belangeri chinensis (Chinese tree shrew)
Lineage: Eukaryota; Metazoa; Chordata; Mammalia; Scandentia; Tupaiidae
Gene: SMLR1
Product: small leucine rich protein 1
Source: RefSeq, a predicted model, not a curated record